UACCUUUUCAAACGGUACCAAUAUGAACCGUAUACAUUUUAGGUAGCCUAUACAAAUAUGUAUCUUUAAGAUUCUAAAAUGCACCCUUCACAUGUAAAUAUGGUAGGCUACAAAGGUGCACCUUUUGAUCUAUCAGUGGUACUGUCCCAGUGACAGCUUUUGUACAUUUUGAUGGGGACAUUCUACCUUCCACUGAUGACAGCAAUCAAGUCACGUACGUGUUUCGCGUCAGUGGGUGGAAUGCUGUUCCCUGCAAGCGUGUUAUUAAGACGAAACCGCAGUGUUCACAAGAAAGGCAGCGUGUAGUCUUUAAGUCUGUCAUUGCAGAAAUUCCGAGAAGGCGAGACAGAAGCUUUGAAAUCAUACUGUAAGACCAUCUACACGAGGAAAGCGCUUUAAACCUGCCAGACCUGCUGUCACGAAAACCCGAGAUGAGGGCGUUUUAUUUUCGAUGGAGUUUACUCUCAGCUCUUUGGAUUGCAGGGAGUGAGAUGCACAUCACAAAUCUCAGAUCAUAUACCAUCAGUGCUGGUCUUGCAUUUAAGCUUGAGUGCAAUGAAGACCGUGAAAUGCAGAAUGUGAGCUGGAGCCGUGUUCCUGAUCAGAGUCUGGAAAGCAUCAGCGGAAUAAACAUUCAUGGAAGCGCGCUAUGGUUUCUGCCUGCUGACCUCUCCCACAGCGGAUCCUACUCCUGUCUCAGCAGAAAGGGCAAUAAAACCGGGGAAACAAAAUUUGACGUCUCCGUUGACAAUAAAGCAUGCCCCUGUGCGAACAGAAAAGACGGAGUAAAGAGCACAAAGGACAUCACUUGUUUGCUUCCUCACAUCUUUGAGAUAGACCCUCAGGCUCAAGUGACCUGGAGAAAUAACUGCCACCCACUCAAUGUGACAAACAGUAAGGUUUUCCCGCUAAACAGAUCCCGAGACAUGGUUGGACUCUAUACGUGCUUUGUGAGCUUUACUUUUGGAGGGCAGAAUUACUCUGCUGCCCAGACUACAGAAAUCUACAGCCACUCUAAGGGUUAUGUGGUGACAAAGCCUGAAAUCAUCUACCCAAAAGAAGAAACACAAAAAGUAACACUUGGUGAAAGUUACACACUGAACUGCAAAGCUCUUGUUGGGAAGAACGACGGUGGAGAAACUUUCCUCUACUGGCUUAAUGGCUUUAAAUUUCUCGAACUGGACUACGACACAAGCAUUGUGAAAGAGGGAGAGCGGGACUACAUGCUGUCUGUUCUUUACAUCCCAGAAGUCACAGAAGAAUAUUUAUACACUAAUUUCACCUGUGUCGUUCAACACCCAGUAGGUUGGGAUUUUGGAAAAGUCUUUCUUAUUCCUGCGAGUCAGAAUGAGCGUUAUUACUGGAUCGGUCUUGGUCUGGUGGCUCUGCUCAUAUUACUGUGUGCCGUUGCGUUUCUCUUUAGAGUCGAUCUGGUUCUGGCUUACAGGGCUGUUUGCUCGUCUGCUGCCAUAAGCAGUGAUGGCAAGUCGUACGAUGCGUAUGUGAGUUACCUUCAUGGUGAUCAGCACGGCUCAACUUCUGCAAUGGCAUUUGCAUUGGAUUUCCUUCCUGCGGUGCUGGAGGAUCUUUACAGUUACAAGCUCUUUAUCAGUGGUCGUGAUGAACUUCCUGGGGAAGCGGUGCACGAAGUCAUUGCUGACAGAAUGAGCCGAAGCAGAAGGCUGAUCAUUGUUCUUACAUCGCAGAGCUGUGUGUCGCCUCAAACCGACGCCACUAAGAGCCUUUUACCAGAUAAACUCCCCAUAUCAGACCGUGAUGUGCAUCUGAAAGCAACGAACACUUCCUCUGACCAAAUAUGGGCCGCUUACGAGCAGCGGGUGGGUCUCUAUGACGCUUUAGUGAAGCAGGGUCUGAAAGUCAUCCUGGUGCAGGUGGAGGACGGGGUUGAAGAGGCUCUGCUGCCCGAAUCUUUGCGUUACAUCAGCCGCACCAAAGGCAUCCUCAAAUGGAGGCAGAACGCCAGUGAUCGGGGGAACAGAAGCUUCUGGAAACACAUGCACUACCAAAUGCCUCCAGCGAAGCGGCGGAAGAGCCAAGAGCUGACGGUGCUUUGAGAUCUCUUUGACCACAGAAACAUUCUACACAAGUACAUGAACUCGUUAUGAAGUGUGUGUAUUGAUAACACGACUCAAGUGUGCUGCAAGAAACACAAGAAUGCACACUUACACUGAAAAAAGAUACUACAUUUUUUAAGGUAUAGUGGUUGCAAACAAUUUAU
Molecule: messenger RNA, 2239 nt
Organism: Sinocyclocheilus rhinocerous
Lineage: Eukaryota; Metazoa; Chordata; Actinopteri; Cypriniformes; Cyprinidae
Product: interleukin-1 receptor type 1-like
Exons: 11
Coding region: 432-2075 (547 amino acids)
Biological process (GO): signal transduction
Source: RefSeq, a predicted model, not a curated record